ACUCGUGCGACGGCGAUCGUGCCGAGGGCCGAGAUAGGUUUCAGUAUAGUAAUAAUAAUAUUACCAUUUGCCAUUUAUCAUUAUUAUUACAACAGUUUCGUUUUCGUAUGCGUUGCAUUAGUGCACUACGCUUUACGCUUCUGACCGACUUCACACGCACAACUUCGCUGCACACCUCACCACACACGUCGAUCAUCAUAAUAUUGUAUUAUUGGACUUAUUUUCCGUUUUUGCCGACGUUGUUGUCUCGUCUCACGCGCGUCCCAUGAAACGAACGCCACUGUUGAUCGUCCACUUAACAGACGCCGUCGCCGCGCCACGACCGCCGCGUUAUUGAGUAUCGGCUAUUGCACCUUGGGGACGACGGACGCUAUGAAUCGCUGUCCCGCGAUGAAUUCGCAGUACGAUGUCGAGCGGCGGUCCCGGUGCCCGGCGGCGGCGGUACAUAAGCCGUCGCCCGACACCGAUGACUUGCACGCUUGUGAGCGAAUUGUCGUCAUGUUCGUACAGCUCAAAAACUACUUGGGCUCGUAUUGGCUGGUCCCAUGGUUUUUCGUCUACAUCUACCCCAGCAUACUUGUCUAUGAAUCUUAUGGUUUUGCUGGGCCUUUCGUUUAUUGCAACAUUGUUCAAAUUCUAUUUUUCAUUGUAUUUGAAUUUUGGGAUGAAAGUUUCAAUUGGACACCAUUACAUGAUACUGUAAGAACAUAUUCAUCACAAAUUCUUGGACAUCAACUCAUAACAAAAAGUGUCGAUGAAAUGAUUUUGUUUUGUAUUUGGGUUUUUUCUUGGGCUGCAGUCCCUUUUAUAUGUUAUGCAAAUGAACAUAUAUUUGAAUUACCUAUUGAUCGUCUGGAACGGUUAACUUCUUAUGUAUCUAUGAUGACUGUUACAUUUGUAAUGGCUUAUGUUAUCAUUUUACUUUGGAUUGACAUGAAUUUGUUGGAGAUAAAAUCAAGUAUAAAUAAUCCUAAUCCAAAUUCAAAAGUAUCAUCAUAUAAUUAUGACCUUAUAGAUGAUUUAAUUGAACCUGACGACAUACCUGAUUUGGAAACUGUGUAUGAUGAUAUCUCUAUUACCAGUGAAUUCAAAAUUGAUAACUCAUUUCUGAACUUUUCAGAAGCAGUAAAUGAAAAUACUAUUGAAAGUGAAGAAUUUUGUAUUACUUCAAAAGUUGAACAAGGCGAAGAAGCUAAAGAACAAGAAAUGGAUGUUAUAUCUUUGUCAUCGAGUACAUUAAGUGACUUUGAUGUAAUAACUGAAGAGGAAAUAGAUUUACUUAAGUAGUGUUUUUUUUUUUUCAAAAAUAUUUCAUAGCAUAGAAAUAUUGCUUUUUGUAAGCAAAUAAAAAUAAAAAAUAAAUAUUUUGGUAAUUAAAUCUUAGACGAGAAUAAUUUCUCUUUAGACAUUUGAUCCAUUAAAUUGAAGCUUGUGACAUAUAUUAAUUUAAGUUCCUAUUUUGUGUGUUUAAUAUACAAACAUAAAAGAGAACUUUUUUUUAAUUGGCCUUAUAUUUAUGAGAAGUCUUAGCUCAAAUAUUGUAUUCCAUGUCAUUUUGAACUUAUGUAAUAUGAAACUUUUUGGUUUCUAUAUGCUGAAUCUAUAUGAAUAUGGCUAGUUGACUUGUACAGUAUUCUUAUUUUUGAUGGUAUAUUCUCUUAUGAGUUAUAUUCAUCAUACAUUUACGUUAUUCUUUUUUUUCU
This is a messenger RNA of Myzus persicae (green peach aphid), 1703 nucleotides long. RefSeq lists its product as uncharacterized. Lineage: Eukaryota; Metazoa; Arthropoda; Insecta; Hemiptera; Aphididae. The record is from RefSeq and is a predicted model, not a curated record. The transcript is spliced from 7 exons. The coding region runs from base 373 to 1287 and encodes 304 amino acids.